Messenger RNA from Prunus armeniaca (apricot), 5106 nucleotides. The record is from the annotation of a GenBank genome assembly. NCBI's taxonomy places the organism in Eukaryota, Viridiplantae, Streptophyta, Magnoliopsida, Rosales, Rosaceae.
AUGCUGGGUCGUCGUUCGCAGAGUCACGAGCUUAUACCAUACGACCCUGAACUAGAGAACACACUUCGUUAUCUCCGUCGAGAUAAAAAUAAGCAAGAUACACUUCCAAUCAAGAUGGGAGACGCGUUGGAACUUAACAACCUCACCCGACCUUUGAAGGAUUUCACGGUUCCUAAAGCAUUGGACCAGCCGUCUUGCAUUGCAUAUCCAGCCACUACAACCACCUUUGAGAUCAAGAGUGGCACCAUUCACCUUUUGCCACAAUUCUAUGGCAAGGUUGGGGAUGAUCCUCACAUACAUAUCAAGGAUUUCUUUGCUGUGUGCGCAACUAUGCACAAUGGAGGGAUUAGUGAUGAGGCAAUCAGAUUGCGUUUGUUUCCAUUCUCACUCAAGGAACGAGCCAAGGAGUGGCUCUAUUCUUUACCUAGUGCAUCUAUCACCACAUGGACAGCAUUGGCUUCCAAGUUCCUUGCAAAGUUCUUUCCAGCUCAAAAGACAAACCAUAUUAGGAAGGAGAUCAUGGGAGUGCAGCAACUAGAUGGAGAAUCAUUUCAUGAGUAUUGGGAUCGGUUUCAAAGACUCCUAGCUUCGUGCCCUCAUCACCAAAUUGAAGAUUGGCUACUUAUGCAAUACUUUUAUGAGGGAUUACUUGAUUCGGAGAGGAUGAUGGUUGAUGCUACUAGUGGAGGAGGCUUGAUGAACAAGAGUGCUACUCAAGCUAAGGAGAUGUUUGAGAACAUUGCAGCAAACUCUCAACAAUUUAAUUACCGGAGAGCUCCCCCAAAGAAAGCAGGUGUUUAUGAGGUAAGUGCUAGUGAUAUUGGUCCUCAAAUAGCUAAUUUGACUAACCUUGUUAAGCAAUUAAUCCCUCAAGCACAAGUGUGUGCCGUGUGUGCUAAUCCCGGACAUCCUACGGAGUCUUGUCCAAGUUUGUAUGGUGACGGAGAAGAGAUGGCUCAAGCACACUAUAUGCAGCAACAAAAGCCAAGAAACGAUCCUUUUUCUAACACCUAUAAUCCGGGAUGGCGGCAACACCCUAACUUUGGAUGGAAGAACAACCAAAAUGUGCAAACAGCCCCAGUUCAACAAAAUCAGUUUGUUCCUCAACAAAAUGCACCACCACCUCAUGGGCAAGGUAAGUCUUUAGAAGAGUUAAUUAAUUCUUUGGCAUUAAGCACUCAAGGUUUUAUGCAGGAAACAAGGCAAACACAGGCACAAAUGUCUACAGCAAUCAAGAGCCUUGAAAACCAAGUUGGACAAAUUGCAACCUCCUUGAGUCAAAGAGAGCCAGGAAAGUUUCCAAGCCAAGUCAUUCCAAAUCCUAAUGGAGGCCAUGAAACAGCAAAGGCGAUUACUCUUCGAAGUGGAAAAGAGGUGGCAAAUGUUGACAAGGAGGAGAGAAAUUCAACCAAAACAGUGGCUGCCCCCUUUUCCAAGCUUACGGUUCCAAGUGACAACUCUAAGGUAAGUUCUCCUGUGAAUCAUUCGAUUACUCCAAAAGUUCCUUUUCCUCGUAGGUUUUUGAAUUCAAAGAAGGAGCAAGUUUCAAAGGAUAUCCUAGAGACUUUCCGAAAAGUGCAAGUGAACAUUCCCUUGCUUGAUGCGAUCCAACAAAUUCCAAGCUAUGCAAAAUUCCUCAAAGACCUUUGUACAAAUAAGAGAAAGUUCAAGGAGCAUGAAACCGUGGCCUUGAGUGAAGAAGUCUCAGCUGUGCUAUUGCGUAAAUUGCCUCCUAAACUAAAGGAUCCAGGGAGUUUUACUAUACCUUGUCUCAUUGGAAAUCAAAGGUUUGAACAUGCUUUAUUAGACUUAGGUGCUUCAAUUAAUUUGAUGCCUUUUUCUGUUUUUGAAUCUUUAAAUUUAGGUGAGCUUAAGAAGACUUCCGUGAGCAUACAAUUGGCUGAUCGAUCAAUCAAGUAUCCUAAGGGAGUGUUGGAAGACGUUUUGGUCAAGGUGAAUGAGCUAAUUUUUCCAGCUGACUUUCUAGUGCUCGAGAUGGAGGAAGUUCCUAUUCCUGGAAAAGACCUUCCAUUGAUUCUAGGACGUCCAUUCAUGAGAACAGCAAGGACAAAAAUUGAUGUGUAUGAAGGCACUCUCACAAUGGCAUUCGAUGAGGAAACCGUGGAGUUUAAGGUAUUUGAUGCUUUAAAAUAUCCUAACGAUGAUCAUGCUUGUUUUUCCAUAGAUGUACUUGAACAAAUGGUACAAGAAACAUUUAGUGCAUCACAAGGAGAGACGCCAUUGGAGAGGGCACUCAUCCAAAGCCCCGAAACAGUGAAUAAAGAAGGGAACAUAGCUGUACUUGAAGCUGUGAAUAUACUUGAGGCCUUGCCUCCCCAAAGAGGUAAGUUUAACUCUAUUUUUGAGCCUAUUCCAUUAUCUACUAAUAAGCUUGUUCCCUCUAUUGUGAAGGCACCACAAGUUGAGCUAAAACCCCUUCCGGAGAACUUGAAAUAUGCAUAUUUAGGUGACAAAAAGACGCUGCCUGUGAUCAUUGCUUCUAAUUUGAGUGCAUCCGAAGAAGACAAACUAAUUCGAGUUCUAAGGGAGCACAAGACUGCCCUAGGUUGGACCAUUGCAGACAUCAAAGGAAUAAGCCCUACAAAGUGCAUGCAUAGGAUCCUUUUGGAAGGAGAAUCGAAACCUACAAGGGAAGCCCAAAGGAGGCUGAAUCUGGUGAUGAAAGAAGUCGUUAAGAAGGAAGUUUUGAAGCUUUUGGACGUGGGAAUUAUACACCCCAUUUCGGAUAGCAAGUGGGUGAGUCCCGUCCAAGUUGUUCCCAAGAAAUCCGGAAUUACUGUUGUGAAGAAUGAAGACAAUGAGUUGGUGCCUCAAAGAAUUCAAACGGGUUGGAGAGUAUGCAUAGAUUAUAGAAAGCUCAAUACCACGACACGUAAGGAUCACUUUCCGUUACCAUUUAUUGAUCAAAUGCUUGAGCGUCUUGCAGGUCAUAGUCAUUAUUGCUUCUUGGAUGGAUACUCCGGAUACAAUCAAAUUGCCAUAGCUCCGGAAGAUCAAGAAAAGACCACCUUCACUUGUCCAUUUGGUACGUUUGCUUAUAGGCGUAUGCCUUUUGGUUUAUGUAACGCACCUGCCACUUUUCAACGUUGCAUGAUGUCAAUUUUUUCUGAUAUGGUGGAGGAGAUAAUAGAGGAAUGCAAUUUAGUGCUCAAUUGGGAGAAGUGUCACUUCAUGGUACAGCAAGCCCCCACAACCGUGAAGGAGAUUAGGUCAUUCCUAGGACAUGCAGGGUUCUAUAGGCGUUUCAUCAAGGACUUUUCAAAAAUAUCAAGGCCCCUAUGUCGAUUGCUUGGCAAAGAUGUGGAAUUCGAGUUUAAUGAAGAGUGCUUGGCUGCAUUUAACAAGCUUAAGGAGCUUUUAACGUCUGCCCCUAUUAUACAACCUCCAGAUUGGAAUUUUCCCUUCGAGUUGAUGUGUGACGCCUCGGAUUAUGCAGUGGGGGCUGUACUUGGACAAAAAGUGCACAACGUACCACAUGCCAUCUAUUAUGCCUCCCGGACUUUGAAUGAUGCUCAGUUGAAUUACUCAACUACGGAAAAGGAGUUGCUUGCUGUUAUUUUUGCUUUAGAGAAAUUUAGAUCAUAUCUUAUUGGCACUAAAGUAAUUGUAUUCUCUGAUCAUGCAGCGCUUAGGUACCUCUUCCAAAAGAAGGACGCCAAGCCAAGACUGAUUAGGUGGACUCUCUUGCUUCAAGAAUUCGAUUUGGUGAUUAGAGACAAGAAAGGGAGUGAAAACGUGGUGGCUGACCAUUUGAGUAGGCUGGUGCAAGGAUCCAAUGAAGAAGAGGACAUGCUUCCUCUACGUGAAAGUUUCCCCGAUGAGCAACUCUUCACCCUCGAAGCCAAGGACCCUUGGUACGCUGACAUUAUCAAUUACAAGGCUUCAAAACUGAUUCCGGAGGAUCUCACUCGAGCUCAAAAGGAUAAGCUUGUCAAAACGAGUAAGUAUUAUGUUUGGGAUGAUCCAUACUUAUGGAAAUAUUGUCCAGAUCAGAUUGUUAGAAGGUGCGUGUCCGAAUAUGAAUUUAAUUCUAUACUUACCUUUUGUCAUUCAUCUGCAUGUGGUGGACAUUUUGGUCCUAAGAAAACAGCCCUUAAAGUAUUGCAAUGUGGUUUUUAUUGGCCGAGCUUGUUCAAAGAUGCAUAUACUUAUUGUUCCACAUGUGAUAGAUGUCAAAGAACCGGUAACAUCAGCUCUAGGAAUCAAAUGCCUUUAACGCCUAUCCUUAUUGUUGAAAUAUUUGAUGUGUGGGGUAUUGAUUUUAUGGGACCAUUCCCUUCCUCUUAUGGCUUUAUUUACAUUCUCCUUGCUGUUGACUAUGUCUCUAAAUGGGUGGAAGCAAUUCCUACCCGGACUAAUGAUUCAAAAGUUGUUUUGAGCUUUGUGAAGGAAAACAUCUUUUCUAGGUUUGGAACACCAAGAGCCAUUAUUAGUGAUGGAGGCACUCACUUUUGCAAUAGGUCAUUUGAGGCACUUUUAAAGCGGUAUGGAAUUACACAUAGGGUCUCGACACCUUAUCAUCCCCAAACAAGUGGACAAGUAGAGAUUAGUAACCGAGAAAUCAAGCAAAUCUUGGAGAAAACCGUGAGCCCUACGAGAAAGGAUUGGAGUUUGAGACUUAAUGAAGCAUUAUGGGCAUAUAGGACAGCUUACAAAACCCCCAUUGGUAUGUCUCCUUUUCGUUUGGUUUAUGGUAAAGCAUGUCACCUUCCGGUUGAGCUUGAACAUAGAGCAUUUUGGGCAAUCAAGAAAUUCAAUUUCGAUAUGAAAGAGGCUGGAGAUGCAAGGCGACUCCAAUUGAAUGAAUUGGAUGAGAUGAGGAAUGAUGCUUAUGAGAGUGCACGGAUUUACAAGGAAAAGACGAAGGCAUUUCAUGACAAAGCCAUUCAAAGGAAGACCUUUGAAAUAGGGCAGAAAGUCUUGCUCUUCAAUUCACGCCUUCGGCUAUUCCCAGUUGAGAUUCAAAAUGACAAGAUGGGAAACAUAUUCAAAGUGAACGGACAUCGCUUGAAGCCAUACUAUGAAUCUUUUGAGCUUGGAAAAGAGAGCAUGCUUGUGGAUGCACCACCCCCAUCUAUUGUUUAA